Messenger RNA from Leishmania major strain Friedlin, 3843 nucleotides. RefSeq names its product conserved RING finger protein. Lineage: Eukaryota; Euglenozoa; Kinetoplastea; Trypanosomatida; Trypanosomatidae. The transcript has a single exon. Bases 1 to 3843 code for a protein of 1280 amino acids. The record is from RefSeq and is a predicted model, not a curated record.
AUGGUGACUCAGCUCGCAGCCUCACCGCCUGCGCAGCGACCGCCGGAUCAGCAUCAUGAGCAGACCACCGACACCCCGCCGCCGCGCCGGCCCUCACCAAUGUCCCUCGUCAACUUCUCCUUCACACAAUUCUUCGUCGCGUUAGACGAAGUGGCAGCUGAGGAGCAGCGCGCCACUGCAGAGGCCAUCGCCGCGGCCCCUGUAACCGCCACAUCAACGUCGAGCGCCGUGCUGCCUGUGACAAUGCCACACACGACGCAGCCCCUUGCCAACGCCGCCACUCUCUCCUUGCACGACUGCGUCCUUCUCAAGCUAAGUCUAACGUGCGCCCUCUGCGGUCGACUACUGCGACACCAGCCUGCCGCCAUCGAAACCUGCGGCCACUGCUUCUGCUACGAGUGCAUCAACACCGCCCUGGAGAAUGGAUGUGCGCCGCGGACGAUAGAAUGGCCGUGGUGUACGCUGGAGAAAGAGGUCGGCGCCGCUGAGGUGCGAUGGGCUGCCGCGACUGUGGUGUCUACAUCCGCGAAAUCGUUGCGCGCCAGCACAGCGGCAGCCACUCCAGGAGGCGCCCCGCAAGCAACCGAGGAGACUGCAGAUGGGCAACACGAUUGCGAUGAGGUGCAAGUCGCAGCCCCUCUAGAGUCCCGGGCCGCACGCUCUACGGAUGCACAGCCGCCACGCCAGCCGCGCAAGUUGCGCAAGGUGCAUCAGAUGUGCCCGCUGUGCCUUGGCCCUGCCUUCAAGUGGAUGCUCGUUCCCCUGCAGCCGCUCGCAGAUCUCUGCAACUCUCUACAUUCGGCGUACCCAGGGCUGGAGGGAGCGCUUGGGCAUCUCACAGCAACUACAUCGGACAGCGCUGUGUCCAUCACGGAGUCACGGGCAGCGUCUGAAAACUGUGACGAGGCAGGAGGAGAAAUCGACGGCGACAUGCAGUGGCAUGUGCAACCUGCCAGCGAUUCGGCUGACCUCAUCACCGCCGCCUUCGCGCCUCGCUCGUCAGUACCCGGUGCUGACGACUGGCAGAGCAGUCAGGACGAGGAGGCGGAGCGGCGCCGUCGCCGCAGCACCAGAGGGCCGCGGAAGGAAAUCACGUUUGCUGCCGACAUUGCAUCACGGGUGUCGAGCAUUCCAGCCCCGGUCACUGCCGACGCCCAGGCGACUGUGAAUCAGACCUCUGACUCUGCCGCUGAUAUCGCAUGCGUGGCGCACAGCGCGGGCGUAGAAGCCAUCGAGGAAGAGACGCCCAUCUCAGCCGAGGCUGAGGAAAAGGACGGCGGCGUGGCAGGGGCAGCAGUGGCGGCGGUUCUCCAGCUCAGUGCCGAUUUGAUUCCCUCACCAGGCGGCAUCCCUGCUCCAGCGCUCCCCGCGGCAACGACGCAGGCGCCGCGAGACAUAGUCUCCUCCAGCUCGUGGCAGCGCGGUGCCUCGCUCAACGCGCUGGCCCCAACGCCGCUCUCCCGAGAGGAGGUGCUGGGGCACUCGCCUACAGAUGCCAAAGAAGAUGAGGAUACUCAGCAGGGUGGAAAGAGGGACGUGGAUGCGGUGGUUAACCUUCACUUGGCGCCUGUCCACCAGCACGAGAAGGGUGCGCAGAGCACCGCAGUCGCGACAUCCACCGCGGCCGCUCCUCAGCCCUUGUUUCUGUUUUUCACAGCCCAACGUCACCACCGCCUCUUACUUGACACGGUCCCUACACCAUCGGACAAAAGCGGCGUGCCGUGGCCGGUGACGACGUCUCCAACGAGAAAGGAGGAGGCGGAUGGAUGGGCGCCGCCAUCAACGCGGCUGCCGGCGCCCCUCGGCAGCAUCGAUGCGAUCCUGCGUGCACGCGCCUCCUCCACAUCCGGGUGGUCUGUCGUGUGGGACGGGGUGGAAGAAAGGAAAAGCGACGACAGCAGUGACAGUGACGAAGGCUGUCCCACUACCCGGGCACGAUCGAGUCAACGCCCCUACUCCACUGUACAGGUUGCUGAGUUGGGUGAAGAUGAGUGUGCUGCCCGGGAAGAAAGGCGUGGCAACAGUGAUGUCGGUUGCGAGCAUCGACACCCGGUCCCGGCAACCGCUUUCUCAGGCGUGAGCCGUCACACCGUGAAGGAUGCGCUGACCUUUGUGCACAUGCAGGAUGUUUGGGAAUUGCACACAGCACUGGUCCGUCGACAUCCCCGACUGCCUCCGUGUUUUGUCGCCCUGCGGCACGGUCGCGUUCGCUGGCAGGCAGACGUAGCAGCAGAAGAGGAUGACAGCGAGUCAGCAGCUGACUCGACAUGCAACGGUGCCCCGCACCCACCGCCGCCGAUCCUCUGCGUGGUGGGGCACUACCCACAGCAGGCGUGCCGAAGCGACUCAUCAGGCUUGCGUCUCCUCCCUACGCUCACCCCGACCGCCUGUACAGCUCUCGUGCUCGGUGUCCCAUGCGUGGACAUGACGUGGGUCGCGUCGCCGACGUCUUCGCCUUGGACGGCGCACGCCGUCUCUGGGUGGCAGACGAACACCGCCGUCGUGGACGGCACAUCAUCACCUUCGGAGCGUGAACGGCAGAGGCCGAACGCAUUCCAGAACGCGCUGGAGAGGCUGACGGCGGCGUCUGGCGCUUCUUCGCAGCCACAGCGACUCGCAGAGCCACUGCCGGCCUCGUGGAUGGCCACAACGCAGCGCGCUCUCUUGGCCCACCUACACCCCACCGCGCAACCGCGCGACACUCAAAAGGGCGCUGACACGACUGCGGCCCACGCUGCCGUAGAUACGUACGUGUUCUUUCUCCUGCCAGACGGCGCCACGCGGCAGCUGGGUAAGAUGCUCUAUCAUCAGUGGACCCGUGCAGAGUUGUGGCAGUCACCGCAAGCAAAGGAUGCGCCUCCAACGGUAGUGGCGCCUCUCUCAUCAUCGUCACGCAAGCGACGCAGAGAUGGGGGGGGUGUCAGCGGCAUCAUACACGGUAUCGGCAACUGGUCAGCGACGGACGGCCACCCUCAACGAGCUUGGCGACGUCUGCUGCUGGUGGCCGGUGGUGCAGCAGUAGAGCUUUCGUGGACGCUCUUCGAGGCCCUCGUGGCAACCGCCGUUGCCUUAGAAGACGGCGACAGCUUGGUGGAAGGGCGCAGCGCGACAGGCACGGACUCUUUGGUAAAGGCGCUGACUUCACACCUUCGGCAUCGACGCGCCAGUGGCACCGGCAGCUUGUGGAUUCAUGUAGACGUGGCGGACUGCGAGCGCGAGCCAUCGCCGCCGCCGUCGUCGGCAGCGAGCCCAGUCCACUCCUGCGGUGCCCAGCACACACUCUUCCUCCUCUACAGCAUGGCGGUGGCACGCGAUGUUUUCGCGCAGCUGGUAGCAGAGAAGAAUGUGCGCGGGAAAACGCCGUGCACCUCGCCCUCUUCUUCAUCGCCGGCGCCAGGAGAUCACAGCACCACUCGCACCCGGGCGUACUUGCGACGCUUCAAGGUUUUUCUCGAUCGUCUCGCAGCGCUCGUCGCCGUCGUAGCGGCGCCGGCUCUUCCUGGCAGCGCCUCUUUGUAUGGAGGCGCGUCACACCAGCAGGAGGCUCGCCCGUCCAGCUGGUUACUGGAGAACAUCGCGCAAGGACGCCGCAGCGCCGGCAGCAGCGUCAACAUCUCGGCGCUGUCGCAAACGCAAGAGGAUGCCGGCGACGUCCGCGCGUCAUCCAUCAUCAGAAGCGAAACGCAGAGCAGCGGCGAACAGGCAAGGAGGCGGCUUGAUGCUGCUUCUCUCUCGACGGGCGAGUGCGGCGCAGAGGGCGAACGGCAAGUCGAAGGAGCUGCGCCUCUUCCAGCGCAGCGAGCUGGAGUGUACCGUAGCUUGCUCUACGCCGACACUCCGUAG